AUGCGCAAUCUACGCAACCUCUGGUUUGGCCGCUGGCGGCACCAAGAUAUCACAUCUGUCUGCUGGGACUCGGAGAAGGACGGCAUACUGUGCACCGUUGGUCCCACGUCGCAGAGCUCCAGAAUUGAGCUUGUCCGUGUCUCUGAAGGUCAUGACAUCUCGCAUGUUACGGUGGCCAACUGGGAUGCACCCAGUCCCAGCCCCGACCUGAUGGUCGACAAGGUUGUGAAUCUGCAGUACCUGAGCGGCACAGGCACCGCAUGCCUUGUCCUCGAGGGCGGCGACAUCGUCACGGUGCAGGAGGACAUCGGUGGUGGCGGCGCCCAGAUCGAAAUAAUGGGAUCCAUCGACGACGGAAUUGCCGCGGCUGCCUGGUCUCCGGACCAAGAGCUCCUCGUAAUCGUGACCAAGGCCAACUCGGUCCUCUUCAUGGGCAGCACCUUUGACCCGGUAGCUGAGGUGAGCAUGACGGUCGACGACCUGCGAGCGUCCAAGCAUGUCUCGGUCGGCUGGGGAAAGAAGGAGACGCAGUUCCAGGGCCGCGGCGCAAAGGCCAUGCGUGACCCCACCAUCCCCGAGAGAGUCGACUCUGGUCUACCCAGCAGCUAUGAAGACGGAAAGGUGACGGUCAGCUGGCGCGGCGACGGAGCCUUUGUCGCCAUCAACGCCGUCCAGGAGGGUGAGCGUAGGGUCAUCCGCGUCUACUCCCGCGAGGGCGAGCUUGACGGUGCUAGCGAGCCCGUCGAUGGGAUGGAGAGCACACUGAGCUGGAGACCCGCGGGCAACCUCCUUGCGUCGGUACAGCGUAUCGGGACGGAGCGUGUCGACGUCGUCUUCUUUGAGCGCAACGGCCUGCGCCAUGGACAAUUUACCCUACGCUCUCCCGAGUCGUCCACUCCUGUCCCGGAGCAGAAGCGCAUAUGCCUCGAGUGGAACACUGACUCCACCGUGCUGGCCGUGGUGCUCGACAACCUCGUUCAGCUGUGGACAAUGGGCAACUACCACUGGUACCUGAAACAGGAGAUUCCCAUGGACCCCGACUUUGUGUCGCUGUCGUGGCACCCGGAGAAGGCGCUGCGCUUCGUCGCCGCCUCGUCCGACACUGUCAUCUCCGCCGAGAAUGUCUUCUACACGGCCAGGGGGUCGACCCGCAUGCCCCACGAUAACGGCGCCGUUGCCGUCAUCGACGGUGAUGUGGUCAAGCUGACACCUUACAGGGGUGCCAAUGUGCCGCCGCCCAUGGCCUUGUUCGACCUCGCGCUCGAGUCAGCGGCCGUGGACGUUGCAUUCGGUCGGCGCAACCAGACCAUUGCUGUCCUGCACCAUAAGGGUGUUGACAUCUUCGACUGGGUCCGCAACCCAACCGAUGGCCGUUUCCUCAAGCCAGAGCUCAAAGCCAAGGUCCCCUUUGAGACGUACAAUAUCCCAGAGUACCACGUUGCCCUGCGCCUGUGCUGCAGUUCCAUUGGCGAGUUCCACUGUAUGAACUACCAGGACGGCCUGGGGUAUCUGCAACUGGGUGUCAGUCUCGGAGAGGAUCGAGUCCAGAGGAUGACACUCCUUGACGACCACCAUACUCUCGUUGCCACGGCCACGUACGAGGACGACAAUAAGGAUGCGGUAGAGGGUUACGCGCAGGAUCGCAGUGGCAAGCUGUAUCGCCUGUCUCAUAACGGGAAUCAGCUGCUGCAUAUGCAAUUCCGCAUCCUCCUCCCGCUGUUCGAGAUAGCCAAGGUCGACGGGGAAUUGGUGGCCUUUGGUCUGUCGCGCAAUGGUCAUCUGUAUGCCAACUCGAAGCUGCUGGCCAAGAACUGCACUUCUUUCAUCCUGACGCCGAGCCAUCUUAUCUUUACUACCAACAACCACCUUAUUAAGUUUGUUCAUCUGAAUUCAGACGCGGAGGGACUCGAAGUCCCAGAGGAUGAUCCAGAAAUCGACGAGCGCUGCCGUAGCGUCGAGCGCGGUUCCCGCAUCGUCACCGCCAUCCCCACAAACAUGAGCGUCAUCCUACAGAUGCCCAGAGGAAACCUGGAGACCAUCUUCCCACGUGCAAUGGUCGUCGCGGGUAUCCGCAGUCUCAUCGAGGAGAAGAACUACGGCCGCGCUUUCUCGUACUGCCGCACCCAACGUGUUGAUAUGAACAUUCUCUAUGACCACAAACCCCAGCAGUUUCUGGAGAAUGUUGGUCUAUUCCUGGACCAGCUCAAAGAGAUCUCCAACAUUGACCUGUUCCUCUCCGGACUUCGAGAGGAGGAUGUGACGCAGACGAUGUACAAGGACACGAAGCGCUCAAAGAAGGAGGUGGCCGCCACCGCCGCCCUUCCCAGCGGACCCGAGUUCAGUCUGACGGAUACCGCCAAGCCGACGUUGUCCAAGGUCAACACCGUCUGCGACUCCCUCCUCAAGGCCCUCCAACCCCGCAAGGCCAGGCACCUGCAGAACAUAAUCACAGCCCACGUGUGCAAGGACCCGCCAGCACUCGAGGACGGUCUCAGCCUCGUGGCAGAGCUGCGUAGGGAAGAUGAAAAGCUUGCCGAAAAUGCUGUGGAACACAUCUGCUUCCUCGUGGAUGUGAAUCGGCUGUACGAUCAUGCACUGGGCCUGUACAAUCUCGACCUCGCACUGCUGGUGGCGCAGCAGUCGCAGCGUGACCCCCGCGAGUACCUCCCCUUCAUGCAGAAGCUGCACGAGCUGCCUGAAUUGCGGCGGAAGUUUGAGAUUGACGACCACCUGGGCCGCCAGAAAAAGGCGCUACUGCACUUGCAGUCCCUCGACGCCUUUGACGAGCUGUGCGCCUACGCCUCCAAGCACCUCCUGUAUGGCGACGCCCUGAGACUGUACCGGUACGACCAGGCGCGGCACAACACCAUCAUGGGCCUCUACGCCGCCUACCUCGAGUCGAAGUCUGCGUACCGCGAGGCCGGUCUGGCGUACGAAUCGUUGCACAACUUCACUAAGGCGAUGAGCUGCUACCGCGCUACGGGCGCCACGUGUUGGCAGGAGUGCCUGUUUGCCGCACAGCAGCAAAUCCCUCCGCCCUCGGCAGACGCCAUGAACGAGCUCUCGACCACGCUGGCCGAGGCUCUCUGGGAAGCAAAGGACUACGCCGCCGCGGCGACAAUCCACCUCGACCACCUCGACUCUCUGGAGGCAGCAGUACGCUGCCUGUGCAAGGGAUACCACUUUGCCGAGGCGAUGCGGCUGGUCGUACAGCGGAACCGCGCCGACCUCCUCGUCUCAGCAGUGGACGUUGGCCUUGCCGAGGCUCUGGGCAGUACAACCGAGUUCCUGGCCGACUGCCGCUCUCAGCUUGGCGCCCAGGUCCCCCGCGUGGCCGAGCUCCGCCGCAAGGCGGCCGAGGACCCCCUAUCCUUCUUCGAGGGCGAGCGCGCUGGGGGCGGCGACGUCCCCGACGACGUAUCCGUCGCCGCGAGCUCCCGUCUCGGCGCAGGCACGUCGGCCAGUCUAUUCACGCGGUACACCGGCAAAGGAUCGGGCGUCAGCGCCGGCACGCUAGGGACCGGCGUCAGCCGCGCAACCAGCAAGAACCGCCGUCGCGAGGAGAAGAAGCGCGCACGCGGCCGCAAGGGCACUGUCUACGAGGAGGAGUACCUCGUCAACAGUCUGCGGCGACUGGUCGACCGCGUCACGGGUGCGAAGCCAGAGGUCGAAAGGCUUGUGUUUGCCCUCGCGAGAAGGGGGAUGCCCGAGCGUGCGAGGUCGGCGGAGGCGCUCAUGGCUGAUGUCGUGGCUGCGUGUGAGCGUGCCGUCCAGGCCGUCUUCCCGCAGGCGCAGGCACAGGCACAGGCUCCCAACGGCAGCGAAUCGCCGCAAAACGAUGCAGCUUGGGCACCCGCUACAGGUGGCGGGGAAGCCGUGUUCCACGAGUUCGUGCGGUCGCAGGGCCUCGACGUUGCGCCCCCUGUUGUUGCCAAGUUUGAGAAGCUGUCGUUGCUCGGGGCGUGA
This is a messenger RNA of Geosmithia morbida, 3966 nucleotides long. RefSeq names its product elongator complex protein 1. Gene Ontology annotation, cellular component: elongator holoenzyme complex; cytosol. Lineage: Eukaryota; Fungi; Ascomycota; Sordariomycetes; Hypocreales; Bionectriaceae. Bases 1 to 3966 code for a protein of 1321 amino acids. The transcript has 4 exons. The record is from RefSeq and is a predicted model, not a curated record. Gene Ontology annotation, molecular function: tRNA binding; protein binding. Gene Ontology annotation, biological process: tRNA wobble base 5-methoxycarbonylmethyl-2-thiouridinylation.